AUGGACGCAGUCAGACAGAAGAUGACUAGUCUAACGCCGUUCUCAAGGAAGCACAAGGUCACCGUAGUAGGCUCGGGCAACUGGGGCUCAACCAUCGCGAAGGUGGUCGCAGAAAACACGGCAGCUCACCCAGAUAUCUUCGAGAAAGAUGUGCAAAUGUGGGUGUACGAGGAGCAGGUUGAGCUUCCAAAAGACUCGAAACACUACAAAGAAGGAUCAGAGCUCUCAAAUGGUGCCCAACCUCUCACCAAGAUCAUCAACACAGUCCACGAAAAUAUCAGAUAUCUACCCAAGAUACCACUACCUGCAAACGUGGUCGCGAAUCCAUCCAUCACAGAUGCUGUCAAGGACUCGACUAUCCUGAUCUUCAACCUGCCUCAUCAGUUCAUCGUCAACCUAUGCAAACAGAUGCGCGGCCACAUCGCUCCUUAUGCUCGAGGAAUUUCAUGCAUAAAGGGCGUGAACGUGCAAGAGUCCUCGAUAAGUCUGUUUUCAGAAACAAUAGGCCAAGAGCUGGGGAUAUACUGCGGUGCUUUAUCAGGCGCCAACAUUGCGAACGAAGUCGCUCAAGAGAAAUGGUCAGAGACGACAAUUGCAUACGAUCCACCUCCCAUGGACUCUCAGAACCCUACGCCUGCCACAUCAAGAGGCCCCAGUCCGUCCGCUAGUCAUACAGAUCUAUCACAGCUGGUGCACAAGGAUGUCCACGGCAGACCAGUCAAGGCCAGGCUGAGACCACUCCCGGCGGAAUACAGCACUAUUGACCACGAACUCAUGAAGAAGCUCUUCCACCGGCCAUACUUCCACGUACGAGUUGUGUCCGAUGUCGCUGGCGUGUCAUUAGGCGGUGCUCUGAAGAACGUCAUUGCAGUAGCCGCCGGCUGGGUGGAUGGACUCGGCUGGGGUGACAACGCCAAGGCCGCCAUCAUGCGUGUUGGCCUGUCGGAGAUGGUUGACUUCGGCAAGAGGUUCUUCGGAGAGACAGUACACGCGCAGACAUUCACCGAGGAGUCGGCUGGGGUGGCAGAUUUGAUCACGACAUGCAGUGGUGGCAGGCAUGUGCGGUGUGCGAGGAUGAGUAUUCAGGAGGGGAAGACGAUCGAGGAGAUCGAAGCGAGAGAGCUCAAUGGGCAGAAGCUGCAAGGAAACGUCACAGCGUAUGAGAUCAAUACCUUCUUGAGGAGCCAAGGGUUGGAGAAGCAGUUCCCAUUGUUCACAGCCGUGUACUUGAUCCUGGAGGGGAAGGCGAAGGCUCAAGAUAUCCCGCAGCUGCUGGAGAAGGCGGACAACUGA
This is a messenger RNA of Cyphellophora attinorum, 1293 nucleotides long. RefSeq names its product Glycerol-3-phosphate dehydrogenase [NAD(+)]. Gene Ontology annotation, cellular component: cytosol; nucleus; glycerol-3-phosphate dehydrogenase (FAD) complex. Bases 1 to 1293 code for a protein of 430 amino acids. Lineage: Eukaryota; Fungi; Ascomycota; Eurotiomycetes; Chaetothyriales; Cyphellophoraceae. Gene Ontology annotation, biological process: carbohydrate metabolic process; glycerol-3-phosphate catabolic process. The transcript has 2 exons. Gene Ontology annotation, molecular function: glycerol-3-phosphate dehydrogenase [NAD(P)+] activity; NAD binding. The record is from RefSeq and is a predicted model, not a curated record.